This is a messenger RNA of Cydia amplana, 932 nucleotides long. RefSeq names its product rRNA methyltransferase 2, mitochondrial (gene Mrm2). Gene Ontology annotation, molecular function: rRNA (uridine-2'-O-ribose)-methyltransferase activity. The transcript has 3 exons. The record is from RefSeq and is a predicted model, not a curated record. Gene Ontology annotation, cellular component: mitochondrion. NCBI's taxonomy places the organism in Eukaryota, Metazoa, Arthropoda, Insecta, Lepidoptera, Tortricidae. The coding region runs from base 89 to 838 and encodes 249 amino acids. Gene Ontology annotation, biological process: RNA methylation.
UAGUGGAAGGGGCUGAGAUUGGAGUUUAUUUUUGUUAUUCUUCCAAUUUAAAUAUAAAGUUAAGAAAAACAAAGUCUAUUAAUAUACAAUGUGGACAUCGCGCUCAAUUGCGCAAACUUCUCUAAGCUACACCAGAAUGUGUUUUUUAGUAAAUUGUCUAAAGCGAUUCAAGAGUUCUCAACAGUGGCUAAGUCGUCAAAGAGUGGACCCUUAUGUUGAAAAGGCAAAGAUGUAUAAUUAUAGAUGUCGCAGUGCAUUCAAACUUCUGGAAAUGAACGAAAAGACGAACAUACUAACACCAGGCCUUACGGUUAUUGACCUAGGAGCUUCACCAGGCUCAUGGACCCAAGUAGCAGUGCAAAAAACGAAUGCUGAUGGAGCAGACCCCAAAAAACCUAAAGGGAAAGUGUUGGCCAUUGACAAAUUACAAUUAUUUCCAAUUGCGGGAGCUACAAUAUUGAAUAACAUGGAUUUUUCAACAAUCGAGGCACAUGAUAAGGUGAUAAAGGCUUUAGGGGAUAAGAAAGUAGACUUGGUUCUGUCAGACAUGGCCCCGAACGCCACCGGCGUGCGGGAGCUGGACAAGGACCGCAUCAUAGGGCUCUGCUACAUGGCUAUAAGGUUUGCGGCACUAGUCACCAAGAUUGACGGCAACUUGUUAGUUAAAGUAUGGGAUGGAAAAGAAGUGCCAAUCUUAGAAAUGGAUUUGGAAAGAUUUUACAGGAGUAUCAAAAUUUUAAAGCCAAAUGCCAGCAGAUCAGAAUCGUCAGAAAAAUUUAUUCUUGCAAGAGGAUUCAGGGGCAUUCAGAGGCCCUUGGAGAAUGGCCGCUGGGGGUAGCAUGUACCUGAAUGUGAAAGCUGUGUCGCUACAAAUAAUAUGUCUUCCAGGUGGAAUUGAGGAUUAAGUUAGUCUUCAUAUUUAGGCAAUCUUA